GUGACUGGACUUUGCACUGACAUGGCCUGUCCCCUCUGCGUUCGUUAUUUGCGUGCUGCCGUAAACAUACCCUGUGAUAAGUAGGGAAAGGCAGUGCCUGAUUCCCAGAGCCUGGCACAGGGUGGUGCUAUGCAAAGAAGAUGUUAAAAGGCUGGGGGGAGAGGACACGUCUGGUCUGGUUGUGAUUUUACAUCUACUUUGCACGGGCCUAAGUUAGACAGGGUGCCCAAUAGUAGAGAAUAAGGCAGUGUGUGUUACAAAUGUUAUCUAGCUGGUUAUUUGGUUUACUGGUCUCCCACAGGAAGAACAGAGCACUUUUUAAAAAAGGGAAAAUUACUAUUGGGAAAUGGCAGAAACAGUUUUCCAUGCCCCAAGAAGGAAAAGAAGAGUGUUUGAGUCAUAUGAUUCGCCAUUCCCUAUUCCUGCCUCCCAGGAAGACAUCUGUGGGAAGGAUUUCAAGAUAUACCAGGCUGAAGUUAUUAACAACAAUGUAAUUGUGAGGAACCCCGAAGACAUAGAACAGCUGUAUAGCAAGGGCUAUUUUGGAAAAGGUAUCCUUUCGAGAAGCAGACCAGAAUACAAUAUUUCAGACCCUUUAUUGGUUGCUAAGUGGCAAGAUGUCAAGAUAAACAUGCCCAUACUCUCAUCAAAAAAGUAUCAGUGUCAUCUAGAGUGGGCUAAAAGCCUAAUGCAAGAACAAGGACUUGAUGACUGCUCCGUUAACAAAAUUCUUGAAAAUUAUACUAAGCCAUUUGAUCUGCCUUUUAUGAAAGGGGAAGGAGAAGUUGCACAAAAUGAUGACUCUUACUGCAGAAUGGCUGCAGAAAUGGAAAAUGUAGAAGAUGGAAUGAAACUUUCAAGAGAUUCCGCCAUAAAUAAUGGCGAUUCAGCAGCAUCAAAUGUUAAAUGUCAUAACACGAGUGUAGACUGCAAGAAAGCUUGUUUGGAAGGUGAUUCAGCUUACGAUGAUCCAUCAGCCAACUAUGGCUCUGAGGAACUGUAUACAUUGAAUACUAAAGCUAUAGUUGAAGUACAUUGCCAAAAACAUGAUGAUUUUAUUGUGCACUGUGGCUGCAAGGCCAAAGACUAUAUUAACCAAGUAUUUCAUGACUUCGCCAAAGGGAAAGAAUAUGCUUAUGAGUAUGUAUUGGUACAGGAAGAAGAAAGCAAAUUGUGUCAUGAAGAUGAAGCAGCAAAUGAUGAAUCAAAUUUAAUCAAAAGGGAAAAAUUAGUAUGCAGAAGAAAUCCAUUUAGGAUUUUUGAAUAUUUGCAACUCAGUCUGGAGGAGGCAUUUUUCUUGGUCUAUGCUCUAGGAUGUUUGAGUAUUUAUUAUAAUGAGGAACCUUUAACUAUUUUGAAGCUAUGGGAAAUUUUUAGUGAAGUGCAACCUAAUUUUAGAACUACGUACAUGGCAUAUCACUACUUCCGAAGUAAGGGAUGGGUCCCCAAAGUAGGACUGAAGUAUGGAACCGAUCUCUUGCUAUAUCGAAAAGGUCCCCCCUUUUACCAUGCAAGUUACUCGGUCAUUGCUGAACUGGUUAAUGAUAACUUUGUAGGGUCACUGCGCAGACCGCUCAACUGGAUGUCUUUGUCUGGCUUGAACAGAACAACAAUGAAUGUUUCUAAGGAACUUAUGUUAUGCUACUUGAUUAGACCGUGUGAUAUGACUGAGAAAGAAAUGUCAUCUCCAGACUGUCUAAAAAGAAUUAAAGUUCAAGAACUGAUUGUAAAUCGUUGGGUCUCCUCCCGAGAGCGCAGUGAACAAGAUGAACUAUAAUAAGAUGGACCAAGAAAUCCAGUGUUAAAGGAGCAAAUAUUAUAAGCAAAUUAGGUUGAGAAAAAUCUAAUCUUUACAUGGCUGAGUUGAGCCAUAUUCCUGUUUAAAAUAUUCUGAAUGCAUGUCUGAAUGCUGUUUAAAAUUGUACUGAACAUGGAGUAUGGUGUGUACUGUCAGAGAAGGUUGUACCGAAAAAACAAAAUGGAUAACUGUAUUUGUCCAUGUGAAAAAAAUUAAAGUAAUCUCUUCCCAAUCCAG
Messenger RNA from Caretta caretta (loggerhead turtle), 2035 nucleotides. Lineage: Eukaryota; Metazoa; Chordata; Testudines; Cheloniidae. The record is from RefSeq and is a predicted model, not a curated record.